Molecule: messenger RNA, 3841 nt
Organism: Dromiciops gliroides (monito del monte)
Lineage: Eukaryota; Metazoa; Chordata; Mammalia; Microbiotheria; Microbiotheriidae
Gene: CXCL9
Product: C-X-C motif chemokine ligand 9
Exons: 4
Coding region: 37-429 (130 amino acids)
Biological process (GO): chemokine-mediated signaling pathway; cellular response to lipopolysaccharide; antimicrobial humoral immune response mediated by antimicrobial peptide
Cellular component (GO): extracellular region
Molecular function (GO): CXCR chemokine receptor binding; chemokine activity
Source: RefSeq, a predicted model, not a curated record
AAACUCUUUUACCUUGGGAGAAAUAUAGGCACCAUUAUGAAGAGCAGCCAUAUUGCCUUCCUUUGGGGAAUCAUCUUCCUGUCCCUGAUUGGAGUUCAAGCACUCCUGGUCUCCAAAUCAGGACGCUGCUCCUGCAUCGAUGUCAGUGAAGGCAGGAUCCAGAAAAGAACCAUACUGAGACUUGAGCAGCUUCCUCCAGGUCCUUUAUGUUCAAACACUGAGAUCAUUGCCACACUGAAGAAUGGGAUGAAAAAAUGUCUGGACCCGGAUUCUCCAUAUGUGAAAAAUUUGGUAAAAACCUGGAAGAAAAUGGUGAAUAGCAAGGGGAACAAAAAGAAGAAACCAAAAGCAGGAAACAAAAAACGACAAAUCAAGAAUGCUGAAAAGGCCAAAAAGACUCAACAUGUUCCUAUACAGAAGACUGUGUGAGAGGCUACUUAGUCAACAAGUCUUUCGAGUUCAAACAUUUAAAAGAAAAAAAAAAGUUAAGAAAAAUUCUAAGUGUUAAAAAUGUAUCAGAAAAUUUAACUAUUAUGGCAACCAGACAUAUUAAGCAUGAUGAUGAAAUAUUAAUGAUUCUUGGAUGUUAUCUUAGAAAACCCAGUCACUUCUCAGUCUAGAGUCUACAAUGUGUAAUGAGGAAAAAGACAGGAGCCCCUCGAUGGGGAACAAUGACCUCUUUAAGUUGAUGAAAGAUCACAACAAAGAGAAUCAAAACACAUUACAGAGAGAAAAUAAAAUGUCUGCAUUUAUGUAUACAUGGACAUACACAUACACAUACACAUACACACAUAUACCCUGAUACUGACAAAGAUUCUCCCGUGCACACAUAUGUCAUCUAAGAAGCUGCUGGGGGAAAUAUCCCUGCAUUUGCCUGCUAUACAGCCCAUAUGACAGGUAGCCACCCAUGAAGUCCAAUUUAGUUGACUCAAUCCUUGACUAUCUCCUAGCUCCUAUCCCUGGGCAUUUCAUUUCAUGCCCAAUAGAAUGACUAGGGCUUAAUUCAUUUCUUUUCUCCUUCCUCCCUACCCAAUAGCUGGAUGCUGUUGAGUUACUUUGGCCUAUGGCGGACUAAUUAAAACAAUCUAUAUGUCUCACAAAAAUUGCAAGGGUUGUAUACAACCCUCCUUUUGACUUGGUAGCAGUUAGGGACUCAGGAACCUGCUAUGAUAUUCACCUUGACCCUGAUCUUGAGGACAAAGAGACUUGUGGGAACAAGGAAGAAGGCAUUGUAAGCAGAAGGAUCUACUGAAAGAGGUGCUACGUUGGACUGAAGGAUGUGACAUCGGGGCAAAAUGGGCUCCCAGAUUGCUGAGAAUAACAACUAAGCAGAUGUGGCCGACUUUGCUGUCCCAAAGUGAACUUGGAAGAGAAAUGGUGAACUCUAUUCUUCUUUCUCUCUUCUUUUCCAAUCCAGGGGAAAAUAAGUUUCCUUGGAGCCUGUUAACCCCUUCACUUUCUUUGCCCUCUAUAGUUGUUUGGAAAAGACCCUUGGGGUUUUAAGGAUGUAGUGAUUUUUCUCGAUGUUCAUUACCCCUUUCAAACCUUUAAUAUUUUGAGAAAACCUACUGGCCAAUAAAAGCUUAGUCAUUUUUUUAAAUGACUUAUUGUGCAUAUAUGUAGAUAAGAGAGAAAGGGAAAGCUCCCCUUUUAUCAUAAGCCUCCUAGAAACAUCAGGGGGCAAAUAUAGUCAAAUAUCCUGAGAUCUGUUUUCUGUCUUUUUUGUGAAAGAAAUCAUUGCCUCAGAAAAUUCACAGCCUGGGAGAGAAUAGUCACUUUUAGGCUGAAAGACUUGGGCUGAAUCUCAUUUUCUCGAGCUUCCCCUAGCAUUUAAAAAUCCAAUCCAAUCCAAUAAAUGUGUGUCAGGGAAUACAAUUAAUUUUUUAAAAAAAGACCUUUCAAGGAGUUUACAACUAAAGCAACUCUCCUCUGAAAGUGGGUAUUGGGAUGGUUGGAGUGAUGGGACAACAUCGUAUAUAAAUAACAGGUUACCUGAAAGGACUUGAUUGAGCUUGGGGGAUUGACAAAGCAGUGACAUCCUACAAUCCCAGGACAUCACCUGGGCCUAAAAUUUCUCACAUGCUCCCCCAAUUGGAAAGACAAGCCAUAACUCCUUCAGGGUCACCAUGAGGAAAUCACUUUGCAAAACCUUCGAGUCUUACAUAAAUGAGUUAGUUAUACCACCAGAAAUAUACCAGCCUCUGGCUUUGCAGGCCAUCUAUACUCUGACCCGAUAUCAUCUAUCUGAGCAUAAUGUUCUCCAAUAUUAUACACUCUGUUCCAACUAAUUUUCCUGUCUCCCAACUCAUCCAGCAUCUCUUGUUCUAAUAAACCCACAGCACUCAUCCCCGCCUGCUGCCUUUAUCCACUUUUUGCCUCCUAUGCCCCAAAUGACCUGCUUCCCCACCCUAGCCAAUACCUGUCCAAUCUUGUAUACCUCAGUUAAAGUCUUAAGGUCCUCCACCAAGCCUUUCGUGACUAUCUACCCCAGCUCCUCCCUUUUCUAGAACCUCGCUGUGCUUGAAGUUAGUGCCACAGGAGUUGAUACUUCCUUGUCUUCUAGUUGUUUCAUUUUUCUCCUCGAAGACAUUGGAAGCUCCUUAAACAACAGAGAUCAUAGCGUAGCGUCAUAGACUAAAAGCUGAAAGUGAACUUGGAUGUCAUCGAGUCCAACUCCCGUGUUACAACCACCUAUCCGUGUCUCAUCAGUGUUAACUUGUCUCCUGCUAGGUCUGAGGAACAUAUAACAUAACACACACACACACACACACACACACACACAUAUUAUGUAGAAUGAUUGGAUCUUUGCAAGAGAUCUUCAAGGUUGUUCCUUCCUCUGGUCCAGUCUUCCAUUGUCUAGGCAGCAGUCUUUCUCAUAGCAUCCCUAGGAAAUGUAGCCUCUGAUCCAUGUGAUCUGGGGUACUAUCUCCCAAGAUACUUAAGAAAGUUCAGUUGAGAUAUAUAUAUGAAUUUCAUUCUCAGUUUUGCUUAUAUCCACUUUGCUAUUAAGUUGAGAACUUUCCAAUAUCCUAUCAGCUCUUGGACAGCCACUUCGCAUCAGCAAGCACCAUCCGCCCUUUGAGAAGUUUCAAGCAGCUGCUUUCACUGAUGAGCACAACAAAGAGAGCAGCUGCCUCUGUUGCCUCUGUGAUGGUUGGAGGAAGAGGGGAAUGGACAGUGAUGCUCUAGCAGCACUAGAGGCCCAUGGGUCCUUCUUUCAGAGGCCAUGCUAGAGGACACGUGGUUCCUGCAGGGCUUGGGGAGCCAACAGAAAAGGGAGGGGGGCAGUGAAUGGGAUAGGAGGGGGAGGAACUUUGCAAAAUUUUGCUCAAAAGAUCAGAAAAUAAAAGUAAAUGUAAUUUCUCCUUAUUUUUCCCCCUCUGUCCUCCUCUGGAUUAAAUUUUGAGUGAUUCACUGGCUUUGUCCAAAUAAUAUGUUAGAGCUACUCUUAGAGGCAAGAAGUCCCUUGACAACCUGACUGCUUUCAUAAUUUGGGGGCAGGUAGCCCAUUUUUUCAUAUAAUUUGUUUAUAAAAGAAAAGAUCUCUUAUCUUAUCUCAUUGCAAAGUACUCAAAUGCUUACAUAUCACAACCUCCCUGAAUUUCAGUUUCCUCAUUUAUAAAAUGGUGUGGUAAUAUUAGCAGCAACCUCACAAGACUGUUCUGAGAAGCAAAUGAGAUAACUACAAGUAAAACAGCAUUGUCAACUAUACUCAUAUAAUACACACACAAAUAUAUGCUAUAGACAGCUUAUUAAGCAGAAAAAAUGAGCACCAUAUUUUGGAAUUUUUAGAUAGAAUAACUACCACUUAUAUGAUAUAGUCUGUAUCUUGAAAUAUAUU